This is a messenger RNA of Penicillium antarcticum, 2562 nucleotides long. RefSeq lists its product as uncharacterized. Gene Ontology annotation, biological process: DNA double-strand break attachment to nuclear envelope; double-strand break repair. Gene Ontology annotation, cellular component: Cul8-RING ubiquitin ligase complex; nucleus. The coding region runs from base 1 to 2562 and encodes 853 amino acids. The transcript has 4 exons. NCBI's taxonomy places the organism in Eukaryota, Fungi, Ascomycota, Eurotiomycetes, Eurotiales, Aspergillaceae. The record is from RefSeq and is a predicted model, not a curated record.
AUGACUCUUGAAAACCAAGAGCCUCGGCUCUUCGACCAGUGUUGCCUCUGCAUUGUAUGCUCGAAAGAUCUCUCCCGAGAGGCCGCGGAGCAGCUUGCUACAUCCCUUGAAGAGCACGGCGGCGAGCCUUUGAUUGUCCAACCCGGGGCCGAGGUCCCUAAUGUGGCUAGGUUCAGCCAUCUGAUCUCCAACACAAUCGAUUUUGAAGCCUAUGAUACUACCUGUGAUGCGCUGAUCCCCGUGGUAAAGCCGCAGUGGGUAAGCAACUCACUGGCAAAGAAGAAGCUAGCCAACCCUCGUCAAUACAGUCCCGAUCCUCGUCUCUUUAUGAACGACGUUGUGGUUACCUGCGGUGACAUACCGGAAGGGGAUAAGGAUGCGAUUAUCGGUGGUGUGGUCGCUAAGGGCGGACUAUACAGUCCGCGAAUUUCUCAUAUGGUUACUCACCUGGUGGAUCUCACGGCCGACUCGGAUAAGGCGCGCAUGGCCCUGGCCAAGAAAUUGAAUGUGAAGAUCGUUCUACCGCAUUGGUUCGAUGACUGCCUAAAACUUGGUCGGCGCAUCGAUGAGCGUCCCUAUACCCUUCCAGACCCGGAGAUCCUGCACGUAGGAGCUGAUACCCCGAUUCCACCGCAAGACAAUAAAGACUUAGUUGGCGCAUCGACGACUAAUCCAACGAAACUGCCAACGCCAUCCGCCUUGGCGUAUAACAACGGGCAGCGGAGUGUUUUUGAGGGCAAAACCAUCGUGCUAUCUCCGGAUCUAGGAAUUGGUUCGCAUUUGCAAGAGUCGAUUGAAGCCGUUCUGAAGCAGGGCGGUGCCCAAGUCACAUCAAAUAUUGAUACUGCGGACAUGUUGAUCUGUCGGUACCGAGAAGGCUUUGCGUACCGCACGGCAUCGCGGCUCAAUUUAGAUGUUGGAAAUCUCGCCUGGCUUUACAGGCUCAUGACAUUUAACACAUAUACAUCGCCUCUCAGGCGACUCUUGCACUACCCCGUCUCUCGUACGGGUAUUCCUGGAUUCCAAGGACUGAAGAUCAGUCUGUCCAAUUAUGUUGGUGAAGCAAGGAUUUACUUGGAAAACUUGAUUGCAGCCGCAGGUGCGGAAUGUACAAAAACUUUGAAGCAGGAAAAUACCCAUUUAAUUACCGCCCAUGGCACAAGUGAGAAGUGCAAUGCCGCCAAGGAAUGGGGCCUCGAAGUCGUCAAUCAUUUGUGGCUGGAAGACAGCUAUGCCAAAUGGAAGCUGCAACCCGCCUCAGACCCGCGCUACAGCCACUUCCCUCUGCGAACCAAUCUUGGAGAAGUUGCAGGUCAGACUCGACUUGACCGCAACGUUCUUGAGCGAAUCUUCUUUCAAUCUGAGGACACUGCCCCAAGCCCACGGCGCGCAAUGCACAGCAAGGAUCAGAACAUGCUUUCUGUACAAGCUCCCCCCGAGAAAAAAAGGAAAAUUAUCGAUGAUGCUUCUGAGGCCUCGCAUGGCACCCCGCAGACUGCUGGCAAGUCAAGUCGGUCCAUCCAGACUCCUGCACGGUCUCGCAUUAUGUCCGAGGGCAAGGAAAACGAGACACCAUCUUCGACUAGCAGUCGCAAGUCGAAGGACGCAGCAACAGCCCGACUGCAUGAGAUAGCUCCAGAUAUUGCGUUGUAUGAAAAAGAGAAGAAGCGCGUGGGUGGUGUGAUCUACGGGGGAAGACGCAAGUCAGAUGAGCACCGGGGUCAGGAGAAGGAAAAGGAAAGCAAGAAGCGAACAUCGGUUGAAGCUGAAGACGAGAGUGAUGUUGACCAAGCGGUAGAGCCAAAACGGCAGAAGAAGUCACGGCCACCAAUUUCCAUGCACCUCUUAAUUACUGGCUACCAGAAGUGGAUUGGGAAGGGUAAUGAGAAGAAAGAGGAUGCAGACAAGCGAACCCUCCGAGAACUCGGUAUUAUGGUCGUACAGGAUGCUCGACGAUGCACACAUCUUGCAGCGCCGUCGAUUUUACGAACCACGAAAUUCGUCAAUGCACUCGCAUAUGCACCGAUAAUUGUGAGCACGGACUUUAUUACGAGUUGCCUAAAGAAGGACGAGCUACUUGACCCCUCCGAUUUUCCCUUGGUGGACACAGAGGCCGAAAAGAAGUACAAUUUCUCCCUUUCUUCCGUCACAGCAAACGCCAAGAAGAACAAGAACAAAAUGCUGCAAGGGUAUCGCAUUUACUGUGUGGAGGACAUCCGUGGUGGCUUCGAUGCGUUCAAAUCCAUUGUUGAAGCGAAUGGAGGUGAAUGCAUGCUCUUCCGUGGCCGUCUGCCCCUAGCGAAUCCUUCUCGGCGGGAGGAUAGCGAUGAUGAAAGUGAAGCAGAUGACGAGCCCGCUCGCCACGAGGUCUUCCUCCUCAGCAGUGCCGGAGCUAAACACGGUCGGGUCUGGCCUCGAUUCCGUCAGGUGGCAGGCGAUAUUCAAAAGUCCCCACGGAUCGUCCGAGUUGACUGGCUGCUUGAUAUGGCCAUGUCACAGGAGACACGCUCCGCCGAUGAAUACGAGUUGACCGAGGAUAUGAUUGAUAACACGGAUGAGUAG